Molecule: messenger RNA, 969 nt
Organism: Trichophyton benhamiae CBS 112371
Lineage: Eukaryota; Fungi; Ascomycota; Eurotiomycetes; Onygenales; Arthrodermataceae
Exons: 10
Coding region: 1-969 (322 amino acids)
Source: RefSeq, a predicted model, not a curated record
AUGGGCGUCGGGGACGGCGCGACACCGCCUUCCUCAGCUAUUGAUAACAUAACCGCACUUGGGUCUGGCGCGCGCGCCGGGCGCGCGCGCCGUCGGACUCGCGCGCGAGGGGCGUCGGAGCGGCCCGACGUGGUCAAGGGACGGCUGAUUGUAACUGUCCUUGGCGCGCGCGCGCGCUGUCGGAGCGCCCCGGGAGUGCCCCGAAUCGGCCCGGGACCGCUCCAGGCAUGCUCUACGGACGAUUUGGAGCCCAUCGGUGUAGACCUCGCCGCCGCCGGGCCCCGAGUGCCCCGAAUCGGCCCGGGACCGCUCCAGGCAUGCUCUACGGACGAUUUGGAGCCCAUCGGUGUAGACCUCGCCGCCGCCGGGCCCCGAGUGCCCCGAAUCGGCCCGGGACCGCUCCAGGCAUGCUCUACGGACGAUUUGGAGCCCAUCGGUGUAGACCUCGCCGCCGCCGGGCCCCGAGUGCCCCGAAUCGGCCCGGGACCGCUCCAGGCAUGCUCUACGGACGAUUUGGAGCCCAUCGGUGUAGACCUCGCCGCCGCCGGGCCCCGAGUGCCCCGAAUCGGCCCGGGACCGCUCCAGGCAUGCUCUACGGACGAUUUGGAGCCCAUCGGUGUAGACCUCGCCGCCGCCGGGCCCCGAGUGCCCCGAAUCGGCCCGGGACCGCUCCAGGCAUGCUCUACGGACGAUUUGGAGCCCAUCGGUGUAGACCUCGCCGCCGCCGGGCCCCGAGUGCCCCGAAUCGGCCCGGGACCGCUCCAGGCAUGCUCUACGGACGAUUUGGAGCCCAUCGGUGUAGACCUCGCCGCCGCCGGGCCCCGUGGUACCGCGGGCCAAAAAGGUACCGCGAACCCGAAAUGGUGCCACGGGCCCAAACGGUACCAUAAGACCCAGAAGAUCUAUAUUAUUUCCACAGCGAACAGCUGCGUCUUCACGGCGAACGAACCCUCCCUACCCAAAAAAUGA